Molecule: messenger RNA, 969 nt
Organism: Cooperia oncophora
Lineage: Eukaryota; Metazoa; Nematoda; Chromadorea; Rhabditida; Trichostrongylidae
Source: the annotation of a GenBank genome assembly
AUGUCGUUUGAAUUCAAAAUUCCGAGUAGUUUCUUGAAGAAAAAGGCCGAACAAGAACAAACAUCCGACGGUGACGGAAGAUCAACAGAGUCUUCAUCUUUGUUUAAACGUCAGUUCCCUUCAAGUCGCUUGUUUGGAAAUCUCACUCGCGGCGGUCCUACGUCUGUUGUAAGCCAGGCUCGUAGUGAAGGUAGUAAGUACAAUGAAAGCAGAACUGAUGGCGGAGGAGGAUCUGUCAGUCGAUUUAAGCUGGUUCGUAAUGUCGAGAAGAGUCCGAAGCAGCCAGGCCGUCCUGGUAAUUCAGCAACUGGCUCUGGUGGGGAUCGACUGCGUCCCUCUUCCAUAUUUCGUAAAAGGAGCUCAGGCAGCAUAGCUAGUGCAGCAGCUGUAAAAAGGGCCACGAAACUGGUUCGCGCGAAACGCUCCACCAGUCGGGAAGACAUUUCUAGCUCGGACACAAGUGAUAGUUGGCUUCCAAUUCAAAACUUCUCCCAGCAACUUCUCCCAAACCGGUCCCUUCUGGCACUCAUUGGGAAACACUGUCCGACCGAAUUCGACAGAUACCAAGUGCUGGAGGAAAGAGAUAAGCUGCUGUCUAAACUGAGAGAUGAGGAGAAUAAGCACAUUGAUGAGAAAAGUCGUAAGGUUCAGGGGCUUUGCACUGGAAUGUGCACAGAAAAGGAAAGAUACGUCCGUGUGGUUCAGAAGAGAAUAUCUCCAUAUGAAUGCGGUCCCAAUGGGCUGGAACCCAAUCGUCUUGUAAAGGAAUACGCCAGAAGUACUUGGAUUCUCCACACCAGAAGUGAUGACGAUUUAGCCAUGUGGUAUGAUUUCCUAUGGAGUCGUACACGUGCUAUACGCAAAGAAAUUACCCAGCUCAUGUUAUCGGAUGCUACUGCUGUAGCUCUUUUUGAAAGGUCCGUUGGAAAUCAUGCUAUUAUUUACCGUGCACCUAUUAUAAAAUUGUAG